Nezara viridula (southern green stink bug) is the source of this 1994-nucleotide messenger RNA. NCBI's taxonomy places the organism in Eukaryota, Metazoa, Arthropoda, Insecta, Hemiptera, Pentatomidae. The record is from the annotation of a GenBank genome assembly.
GUAAGAUCAUCCUAAGUGCACUUGCGUUUUUCCUAAUCCAAGAUUACAAACCAUUCCCAACAGACGACAGAUUCAAAUACUUUACUCCAGAAUCACCUUAAUAAAUGAUCAACCAUCCGAAACAGAUCACUGUAUGUUAAGUACAAAAAGAUAUUUCUUCUAAGUUUAAAGACUACUUAAAUCAUUAAGGGUUUACUGUAGAGCUGCAAGAAGCAAAGUGGACAAGCUGUGUCUCAAGAUUGACUAUUUGUGAGGCUAGUUCAGACUGUCAAAGAUAUAUUUCAGGUUUGUAAAAGCAACAGUAAAAUCAAAUAAAAAAAUUACAUGUCUCGUACUCCCCUCCUCCCCUAAUUUGUGAAAAGCACAUUCUCCAUGUAUAAUCUCUGUUGUUUAAUAAAUAAAGUAUAUGUGUAUCAUAAAGGAUAUUUUAUAUCUUAAGAUUGUUACCUCUUCAACAAGAGGCUCAGAUUUAGAAUGUUGUUUAAUUAGUUUCAGAAUUGGUGACUUUAAUGCUGCUGGUUUACAAUCUGGUGAAAGCUAUUCAAUGAUUGAUACGGGUGGAAUGUUUAUACAGCAAGACCACAUACUGUGAGUGUUACUUGGGAUGCACCAAAGGAAAGAUUCAUAAUCCCGUGCUGCUCUACUAUAUCAUGACUUCUACUAUAUCUACUUUAUCCUGAGAUCUCCAUAUGUCAGGAAGGAUAGGUAGUCAAACAUCUAAUAGUGGCUCAACAUAUUAGUGUGAACAAAUUACUGGCUUCAAGUACAAGAACAACGACUUAGUCUUUUAUUUUCGUAUAUAACAAAAAAACGCAGAAGAUGAUUUCAAUUUGAUUUUUAAGUGACAGAAAAUGAUCCAUCAAUUAUAUUCAACAAAACUCCGGAGAUUAAAUGUAUUAUUAAGGUAAUUAUUUUCAAAAUAGUUACAAGUUUUUAAUAAGUAAUUUGCUCCAUCCUCUAUCUCUCCCCCUCUCCCCCACGCGCCUCACACUUAAAUUUGAAACACAAUUUUAUGUAAUUUUCAUGUUUAUGUUAAUUUUUCAAUUUAUUUUUUGUAAUAAAAAAACUUCAUAAAAUAUAAUUUUGAGAGCAGAAAAUUGAUAUGUAGUGAAUGUUGUGAUGAAUAUCACCGUGAAUUAUUUGGCACUGGAGUCGGCCAUAUUGAAUUAACCUCUAGUACUCGUGUGUCCGUGCCUAUAUUGUACACCAUGGCUGAACAAGAAGAAGUUCAGAAGAAGAAGAGGGCGUUUAGGAAGUUUACUUUCAGAGGUGUUGAUUUGGAUCAACUUCUCGACAUGCCUAUGGAACAACUAACUAAACUUAUGCACUGCCGUGCAAGAAGGAGGAUUUCUGUCAGGGGUCUAAAGAGGAAGCCUAAUGCACUAAUCAAGAAACUGCGUAAAGUAAAGAAGCUUGCACCUCCUAAUGAAAAACCAGAGGUUGUUAAAACCCAUCUUAGAAAUAUGAUCAUCUUACCAGAGAUGGUUGGAAGCAUUGUUGGUGUCUACAACGGAAAGGCAUUCAAUCAAGUUGAAAUUAAGCCUGAGAUGAUCGGCCACUAUCUUGGUGAAUUCAGCUUGACCUACAAACCUGUCAAGCACGGUCGUCCUGGUAUUGGUGCCACUCACUCUUCUAGGUUUAUUCCUCUGAAGUAAACUGUGACCACACAUAUAAAUAAAGUUUUUUUUUUAAACAAGUUGUUUCCUAUUUUUAAAUAUCUGUAUGAAAACUUCCUUUAUCUCUAUUCUGUAUUUUUAAAACAACUUAAGUAAGUCAUGUUCAAAAUUCAAUUGGCAUAAAGUAUAACAAUUCAGGAGGGGCAAAGUUACUCAGAUAUAAUUAUUAAAUCGUAAAAAGAACUGACAAUUUUUCAAGUUCAAUAUUAAAGUUUCAGAUAUUUUUACCCAUUAAAACUUUUCGCUCAUAUUAAAAUUGUACUUCCACUUAACUGUACAUAAAAAUCAUUAUACUUGCUACAAAUUAAAUUCUAUUCU